GAUUACGAGUAUAUAAGCAUACCUUUACUGAAUUCCAGGUGUAUUCUAGGUUGUAGGAUUAAUCAAAAUUUAUAUUCACCAAAUCAGUUGGUUGAGCACUCACAAAUCACAAUCAUGGGAUAUUCAUUAUUCACACCAAACACAAACAGUCACUCGUUACUUUUCACAAGCAACAACCACUUGUUACUACUUAGGUACUAACUAGUGGCCCAAUAAGAACAAAACACAUGUCACAACUUUAAUUUAAUAAACUUGUAACCAAACACAAUUUUAACCAUACAUCCAAACAUCCCCUUUCUCCCUCAAAGGCUCAACAUUCCAACCUCACUACUCCUUGCUUCUGCCAUGGGAUCAACGCCAAAAACCUUGUCCUCCCCAACGCCUCCGGGAACCUCAUCUUCUCUGUCGGUGCCACCCAUAUCUGACCUUUCUCUGUCAACUCUGCCCCAAAAAUCCUCCUAUUCUUUAUUGUGGAAGCCAUGGCAACACCCCGUCGCCGUCGUCGGACUUCUCCUUAGUGGAAUCUUUGGCAGUUCCGAAUACCAACCUUCUCCCAAAUUUCAGUAAAUAAUUUCAACCUACUUCAUAAUUUUUUCUUAUAGAUGAAAUUUCCUUCAUAAGAUUAGCAAGAUGGAUUAGAUCUUUCAUGGGUUUCGUGAAAUUUGAGAGGGUGAAGCUACCAUGACUUCGGGAGAAAGGAGAGCAGGUGGUUGGUGGAGAUGUGGCAGCAAUGCUUUGUAGUGAGAAAGAAGAUGGAUGUUUGGAUACUAGUACAAGAGAUGAAAUGGUGUGUUUGGUUAGAAAGAUAGUAAGAGGAUUUUAUUUGAUGUUUUAAAUUUAGUGGUCGUAAUAGGAUGGUCAGCAACUACGGUACUUCCUGUUGAGUACUCAAGUAUUGUUCUUUGACAAGGCAAACUAAUUAGGAAUUGCUGCAUUCUUCCUGAAUAGCCUGGAAGACGUCAAGUCACUUUGAAAGUAUUACCUAAAUUCUAUCGAAAGCCUAUAAAACAAAGAGCUACUAUCAUUUUUUCAUUAUGGAUUAAUUUUAUAUUUCAACGGCUGACAAUGCUGCUAUGGCAAAACCGAAUAGGACAGGAGUUGUGUAGAUUUCAUUUACCUUUUUAUGAUUGGACAUUGAAUGUGUUUACUUUGUUUGCUUAUAUAACACCCUGCAAAAUGUUGCAAGAUCGUGUCUUUUUCUGCAUUCUACUUGCAUCACCAAACCUAUAAGCCAAAGACUGGUUUGGAGUAGCUUUUGCGAUUUGGGGUCUAGAUUCUAAAAGGGAUUCAUCUUAACACGAAGACUUUGAAGGCGAUCAUCCAUCCUUUGAUGCUAGUAUUGCUCUCACCUAGAUUCGCUUAACUUUGUAGUUCUGAUAGAAUCAUGUGUGCGUAAGUUGGUAUGAUCACAACCUCAUACUGAAGUUUGAACUUUGAGUGGUGAAGUAGAGAGAGGAAUGAGAUUUUCUAGUUUUCAAGGCGGAUUUGGUACAAGAAACCGGUAUCUGGUGGUCAUAUAGGGUUCUACAACAGCAACAUAAAAAGCCUUUUUCCACUAAGUGAGAUCGGUUAUAUGAAUUUAGAACGUCAUUGAGCUCGGUUUUGUGUCACGUCUUCGGUUAGAUCCAAGUACUCUAAGUCUUUUCUUAGAGUCUUUUCCAAAGUCUUCAUAGGUCUUCUUCUACCCCUUCAACCUUGAACCUCUAUCCUGCAAUCACAUCUUCUAUCCGGAGCGUUAAUAGGCCUUCGUUUCACAUGUCCAAACCACCGUAAUCGAUUUUUUCUCAUAUUUCCUUCAAUUUCAUCUACUCCUACUUUACCUCGGAUAUUCUUAUUCCUAAUCUUAUUAUUUCUCGUGUGGUGGUCAUAUAGGGUUCUAAGUAGCCAAAAUCUUAGGGUUCUAAGUAGUUGAUUAUAUCGCAACGGGGAUGGUUGAUGCAGGGAUGACAAUGUCCUUCCACACACAAAACCGUCCACCUCUUCUUUCUGGACUUUUGACCAAAAAUAGGACACAAAACAGAACCAAAUCAAGCUCUUCUGUAGCUGCAAUGCAAGUAUCUUCAGUUCUGCAAACCAAUGAGAGCGGAAAUCUACCUGAAUCGAAGAAAGUUCGGAAUUCGGGCUUACCCGUAACAAGAUGUCACGUACUGAGCCAACCAAACACUGUCGGCAUCAUUGGAGGGGUGUCUGUUUAUUCAAGCCUCCUUUUCUUGGAGAAGCUUGUGUGGUGGAGUCUUAAAAAUGGAGGAGAAUGCCCGCCCUUCAUCGUGUGCAGCGAUCCAACAUUGUAUAAGGAGCUUCCGAUUCGCAGUUUGUUUCAUUCACACACAAGAAUAAGUACUAGUAGUGCUCAAAUCCUAUCAAAUAACUGGCCUAUCAUCGAGAGCUUGUGUAGCAAGAGGGCGUUCCUCCAGCACUCUGGCGCUCGAUGCAUAGUCAUGCCGUGUCAUCUGUCCCAUGCGUGGCACGACCAGAUAUCUGAGGACUGUUCUCUGCGCUUCCUUCAUAUCGGUGAGUGUGUUGCCCUGGAGCUCAGGGAAGCAAAGUUGAAGCCACUGGAAAAAGGAAGCAAUGUAAGGAUUGGAGUGCUUGCUGCAGAUGCAACUUUAAUGGCUGGUUUUUACCAAGAAAAGCUACAAAGUCAGGGGUUUGAUGUUGUGGUACCUGACAAGCAAACCAUGGAGCAUGUGGUGAUUCCCGCAAUUGAAGCAAUAAAACGACGGGACAUGAAGGGGGCACGAAACCUGUUAAGCAUUGCAGUCCAGGUCCUGCUGGUGAGGGCAGUGAACACCGUGAUCAUUGCCUCGGACGAGUUGCAGGUUGUUCUGCCUCCGGGCGAUCCUCUUCUUAAGAAAUGUAUCAACCCCAUGGACGCUUUGGCUAGGUCGACAAUAAAAUGGGCAAAGGCUACAAGCAACGGUGGAUAAGAGAUCGUAGCAACAUGGCUAAAUAAAAUGUACAUAAUCUUCGUGUCAUUGCCAUAUUUCCCUUCGUUUCUGUAGAUAUCAGCAAAUCUUUAAAUCAACUGAAUUGAAACUUCCUGUAAAAUCAACUUCUGGUUUGAAACAUGUACACAGAUUUAUGAGUUACAAGUAGACAACCAUAAUGUCGUCCA
Molecule: messenger RNA, 3115 nt
Organism: Pyrus x bretschneideri (Chinese white pear)
Lineage: Eukaryota; Viridiplantae; Streptophyta; Magnoliopsida; Rosales; Rosaceae
Product: aspartate racemase-like
Exons: 2
Coding region: 1929-2927 (332 amino acids)
Source: RefSeq, a predicted model, not a curated record